Messenger RNA from Oryza brachyantha (malo sina), 2156 nucleotides. RefSeq lists its product as uncharacterized. The transcript is spliced from 3 exons. Gene Ontology annotation, biological process: carbohydrate metabolic process. Lineage: Eukaryota; Viridiplantae; Streptophyta; Magnoliopsida; Poales; Poaceae. The coding region runs from base 99 to 2003 and encodes 634 amino acids. Gene Ontology annotation, cellular component: plasma membrane. The record is from RefSeq and is a predicted model, not a curated record. Gene Ontology annotation, molecular function: hydrolase activity, hydrolyzing O-glycosyl compounds.
ACGGGCGAGCAUCGAAGCAUAUACGUACAUAUCCAUCUCCACAUACUCUUUCAAGCAGACCAGCUAAGACAAGAGUAGUUAUCUUGCUAUUUGGGCGAAUGGGAGCUGUCAACGGUGUGUGCUACGGUGUUCUCGGCGACAACCUCCCGUCGCGGGGCGAUGUCGUGCAGCUGCUCAAGUCCGAAGGCAUCGGCGCGAUGCGCAUCUACUACCCGGACAAGGAGGCCCUCGACGCGCUCCGCGGCAGCGGCAUCGCCGUCACCAUCGACGUCGGCGACAGUGGCGCCGUGUUCAACCUCGCCAACAACCCCGCCGCCGCCGCCGACUGGGUCCGGGACAACGUCGUGGCCUACUGGCCGGGCGUCAUCGUCCGUUACGUCGUCAUCGGCAACGAGCUCCCCGCCGGCCACAUGGGCCUCGUCCUCCCGGCCAUGAAGAACGUCCACAAGGCCCUCAUGUCCGCCGGUCUCUCGAACAGCAUCAAGGUGUCGACGGCGGUCAAGAUGGACGUGGUCUCCAACACGUUCCCCCCGUCGAACGGCGUGUUCCGCCCCGACCUGCUGCAGUUCAUGGCGCCCGUCGCGCGGUUCCUCGCCAACACCGUGUCGCCGCUGCUCGUCAACGUGUACCCCUACCUCUCCUACAGGGACAACCCGCGCGACAUCAGCCUCAGCUACGCCACGUUCCAGCCGGGCGCCACGGUGAGGGACGACGGCAACGGCCUCACCUACACCAACCUCUUCAGCGCCAUGGUGGACUCCGUGUACGCCGCGCUGGAGAAGGCCGGCGCGCCCAACGUCCGCAUCGUGGUGUCGGAGAGCGGGUGGCCGUCGGCGGGAGGGUUCGAGGCGACCGUGGAGAACGCGAGGAACCACAACCAGGGCGUGAUCGACAACGUCAUGAACGGGACGCCGAAGCGGCCCGGGCCGCUGGAGUCGUACGUGUUCGCCAUGUUUAACGAGAACCAAAAGACCGGGCAUGAUGAGACCGUGAGACACUUUGGGCUGUUCAACUCUGACAAGACGCCAGCCUACGCGAUUACACAUUAUCCUCGUCCACCUGUGCAAUCAUCCAUCGGCGUGUGCUACGGCAUGCUGGGCAACGACCUCCCGUCACGAAGCGAGGUGGUGCAGAUGUACAUAUCCAAGGGCAUCAGCGGGAUGCGCAUCUACAACCCCGACAGGGAGGCGCUGGACGCCCUGCGCAACUCCGGCAUCGGCCUCAUCCUCGACGCCGGCGGCUUCGACGCGGUGUCCUACCUCGCCGCCAGCCCCUCCAACGCGGCCGCAUGGGUCCGUGACAACGUCAGGCCCUACUACCCGGCCGUCAGCAUCAAGUACAUCGCCGUCGGCAACGAGGUGGUAGGCGGCACCACGGAGAGCAUCCUCCCGGCCAUGCGGAACGUCAACGACGCCCUGGCCGCGGCCGGCCUGGGCGGCAUCAAGGUGUCCACCGCGGUGAAGUCCGACGUGAUCGCCAACUCCUACCCUCCCUCUGCCGGCGUGUUCGCGUAUCCCUACAUGAAGGGUGUGGCUCAGUUCUUGGCGAGCACCGGCGCGCCGCUGCUGGCCAACGUGUACCCCUACUUCGCCUACACCGGCAACCCGCGCGAGAUCAGCCUCAACUACGCCACCUUCCGGCCGGGCACGACGGUGAGAGACGACGGCAGCGGGCUCACCUACACCAACCUCUUCGACGCCAUGGUGGACUGCAUCUACGCCGCGCUGGAGAAGGCCGGCGCCGGGAACGUGAGGGUGGUGGUGUCGGAGAGCGGGUGGCCGUCGGCGGAAGGGGUCGGGGCGAGCAUGGACAACGCGAGGGCGUACAACCAGGGGCUGAUCGACCACGUCGGGCGUGGCACGCCCAAGAGGCCAGGGCAGAUGGAGGCCUACAUAUUCGCCAUGUUCAACGAGAACCAGAAGACGGGGGCCUCCACCGAGAGGCACUUCGGCCUCUUCUACCCUAACAAGUCGCCGGUCUAUCAGAUUGCCUUUCCAAAUUAGCAGCAGCCGAUAUAAACGUACAUGGAGCUGCAACGAGAGUAAUGCUUCAAUAAUACUACGUAUAUGUUUGGUGUGUUUCAACGUUUGUGUGCUUUGAUAAUAAUGCAUGUUAAGUACAUGAAUAAAACUUUUCAAGGUUUCUUAUCGGUUGAC